Messenger RNA from Lodderomyces margitis, 3779 nucleotides. Its product is annotated as fungal specific transcription factor domain-containing protein. The record is from RefSeq and is a predicted model, not a curated record. Gene Ontology annotation, molecular function: ABC-type transporter activity; DNA-binding transcription factor activity, RNA polymerase II-specific; zinc ion binding. Gene Ontology annotation, biological process: DNA-templated transcription; positive regulation of transcription by RNA polymerase II. Gene Ontology annotation, cellular component: membrane; nucleus. The transcript has 2 exons. The annotation marks the transcript as partial. Lineage: Eukaryota; Fungi; Ascomycota; Pichiomycetes; Serinales; Debaryomycetaceae.
CCAAUAUGGAAGCUGAAUUAUCUAAGUUGCCAAGAGAUGAAGACCCAGAAGCUAAGUACACAUUUGCGGCACCAGUGUGGAAACAGUACUUGAUCGUCACUUGGAGAACAAUUGUACAAAAAUGGAGAUUACCAGGGUACAUUUAUGCUAAGGUGUUUUUAGUAGUUUCAUCCGCGCUUUUUAAUGGCUUUUCAUUCUUCAAGGCAGACAAGUCUUUACAGGGUUUACAAAACCAGAUGUUUUCGGUGUUUAUGUUCUUUGUCGUUUUCGCUACAAUGGUUCAUCAGUUACUACCUCAAUACGUUGCUCAAAGAGAUGUCUAUGAGGUUAGAGAGGCGCCGUCGAGAACGUUCAACUGGUUCGCUUUUAUCACUGCACAACUUUCUUCGGAAGUGCCCUUUCAAAUUUUUGUUGGAACUAUUGCCUUUUUCUGCUGGUAUUAUCCCGUUGGACUCUACGCCAAUGCCGAACCUACAGAUUCCGUUAAUCAAAGGGGUGUUCUUAUGUGGCUUUUCAUCAUUUGCUUUUACGUGUACACGAGCUUUAUGGGAAUAUUGUGUAUUUCAUUUAUUGAAAUCGAGGACAAUGCUGCAAAUCUUAGUGUUAUCUUGUUCACAAUGUGUUUGACAUUUUGUGGUGUCCUUAAAACUGGAGAAGAAUUGCCACGAUUUUGGAUCUUUAUGUAUCGUGCUAACCCCAUUACAUACUUGGUCCAAGGUAUGUUGGCUACUGGCUUGGCAAAUACAUCAGUUCAUUGUAGUAAUACUGAGUUGUUGAUGAUUAUACCACCCGAUGGAAAAUCCUGCUCGGAAUGUGAUAGAAAGACACCAUGUUCAUCAUGCGUCAAAUUAAACAUUGGGUAUACUUGUGUCUAUGACACUACAUGGAAGGGCACAGUUGUAAAUGAUACGAAUACAAAUAAUACCGGAUCCCAAAGAUUGUCAGUCACAAUACAAGAAUUGGAAGAAAUGGAAUAUUUGAGAGCAAAAGUCAACGAAUUGGAGAAUAUCCUUAUUCAACGCGAUAGGAACGAUGAAAAGACUAUUGUAGAAAAUGUCAACAAGCCUUACAUCCGUAUUCAACCCAUACCGCCUCCAGAGACAUCUGUGUCUACCAAUCCAGUUGUCAGUCCCCAUGACACAUUGAACUUCUACACUGGAUAUACCCCUUUGUAUACAAAGAGCAAUAUCCGAAGGGUCAACUUUGGACCAUUGUCCUGGGUCUCUUUGCUGAAACGAGACCCUGCUUUGUGUCUAUCUUGGAGAGAAAUCACCAAUGGUGGUUCCUUCCCUUCCAUCAAUUUGACGCAAUUGCCACUAACCCCAGAAAACAUUGCAAUUUUGAAUACCUAUAUGACCACUUCAGAAGGUACUUCUGCCAAUAUGGACAAAUUUUUUAAACGCAAGUACUUGGAAGUUGAAGGUUAUGAUGAAACAAUGCCUUAUAAUUCGCUGGCAAGAAUCGGUAUGAAAACGCAAGACAAGGAUAGCUUGAGCAAUAAGAACAACGAAAGCCCCCUGAAUAAACCAGCUGACUUUAGGAUGUCAUUCACCCUGAUCAGUCUUGCUAGGACUAUUUUUGAGGGAAAAAUUAAUCCCGAACUACAAUUAAUUCAAAAGAUAAAGGCCAUUAUACCUAGUAGGAAGGUAUUUUGGAAUCUCAUUGAUUUAUUUUUUGACAAUGUUUACCCUUUUUUCCCAUUUAUCGAUGAGUAUUCUUUUAAAAAGGAUUUGCAAAAAAUAUUUGGAAAAGUAGACUACGAAGACAAGCCUUUUUCCAAGGUCAAUAUUUGUAAAAAAUUGGACUUGGCCAUAGUUGCUCUUGGUUUUAUUUGUUUGAGGAUGACUUAUUUGUCAUUAUACUCCAAUCGUGACGCUGUUAAUCGCAGGAUUGUUGAAUCACUGGACGUGACUACCACCAAAUUCCUUUUCCAAAAUCCCAUCAAUUCUUCAAGCAUUGACGUGGCAAAUUCUUGCAUCCAAUGUUUUCAAUUUACAAGAAAGUCUAACCUCAUUGUUUUCCAAGCGAUUUUGUAUAUGAGGUUUUAUAGAGAAAUAGCUCCUGAAGAAAGUGAUGGCAUUGAUGGUGGAGAUUCUCAAGUUGGGACAGCUUUGAUUAUCCAAAUGGCGUACUCGCUUGGGCUCAAUCGUGAGCCUGAUUUAUUGGAUGUUUGUAACGACGAAAAGACAAAUCAUUUGGGUCGUAAAAUUUGGGCAGCAUUAAUUUCUGCUGACUUUGAGCACUGCUUGUCGAUUGGGAAUCCAAUCAGUAUUCAUUCAAAGAAUUACGACGUUGUUAGACCAUUUUUGACAGAUGGGAAUAGCAAUAUUAGGGAUGUUGACAUGGAAGCAGCGGUAGUUGAGCUAUUUAGCUUGAUGGACCCUGAAAGAGAACUAUUAAGGCGAUUGCUAGGCUAUGUAUUGGACAUGAGGGAUGGGGUUGAAAUGAACAAAAUUACCAACGAUCUCCACAUUCUUGAAAAGGUAAUGGAUACACAAUAUAAUGUUCUUCAGAAACAUAGAUUGAAAGAUGAAAUAUUCAAUUCCAGGCACACUCGGCCACGGGUGAGAAAGUUUUUAUACUCUGAAAAGGCAAGAAAGUUUUUGGAAACUAAAGUGGCUAUCACAUCGUUUUACUAUCAUAUAUAUUUGCAUUACGAGAAGAAAAUGGAUACUGAACUUUCGUUCUUUUACUUGACAAAGAUGUUGUUGAUAGUUACUAAUGACGUUAUGCCAUAUGUCGAGGACAUAGUGAAUGGAUACUUGAGCUCGGUGGGAUUGUUCUUGAACCCCGUAGUCCAGCUCGGCUUGCUCAAAGCAAACCAGAUUGUAUUUUCUUGUUUUGCUCGCAUUAAUGCCAUCAUUCAUCAAGCAGAAGCGUCGCGAAACCAUGGCACUAAAUUGACUGGUGAUGAAAAAUAUCGUGAUCAUUUUAGCAAGUUGAAAGAUUUGUCCGAGGAUCUCAAGAAUACAAUAAAAUUGGAGAGUCAAUUGCUUGAAAGAAUGGGGCUGCGAUAUUAUUGUGCAUGGCGAAUUUCAAAGUCUCAGGUUACAUUUCUCAAGGUGUUGACUGGGAAUGAGUUUUAUGACAAGCACUGCCAGCAAUUGAAACGGAUAAAGGGGUUCCAGUUUACAACCAUCCAAUUGGAUGUAUUUGCUUCUUUGGUUGGAGAGUUAAAGAGUGUAUUGGUUAAAACCUUAAGUUUUGAAGAUGCUGAAGACUUGACUACCCCUGAACUGGUGAAGUCAAAACAAGACGAUGGACAAACUUCCCUAUUCGAGCAACAACAUCUCGUAGAUCCAAAUCAAGAUCCAGAUGCAGAAGCUCACCCCACUCCUUCAAGAACAGGUUUAACUCCACUUACCUAUUUGACUGACGAGAUGCCUUCUGGAUUGGCCAACGAGAAUUUCAAUUACAUUGAUCAUAUGUGGUUACUGCAUGCAGCAAUGAAGCAAGACGGUGGCCAAUCAUUUGAAAAUAACUUGAUUUCAAACUUAUUCCCCAAUGAGGACCUAAGAAGUAUGACAAGCAGCUCUGGUGCGGGAGCUCUUUACAACGAUAUUGGUGGUGCUAGCUCUACUGAUUGGCCGAUGGAACCUGUGGCAUCGGACUCGCAGCUGCAAGAGCAACAGAUGCACAUGGAUCUGAAUUCUUCAUCAUCACAGCAACAGAGUCAGGGAUUGAUGCCACUUCCUUCACUAUUUAGAAGCAAUCGGGAACAAGAGCAUGCUGAGCAUGUGCUUGAAGAUGAGUCUAAAUUUUUUAACCACCCAUUAUAG